This is a messenger RNA of Colletotrichum scovillei, 3201 nucleotides long. RefSeq names its product nuclear pore complex protein An-Nup82. The transcript is spliced from 2 exons. Gene Ontology annotation, molecular function: structural constituent of nuclear pore; protein binding. NCBI's taxonomy places the organism in Eukaryota, Fungi, Ascomycota, Sordariomycetes, Glomerellales, Glomerellaceae. The coding region runs from base 102 to 2783 and encodes 893 amino acids. Gene Ontology annotation, biological process: mRNA export from nucleus; ribosomal large subunit export from nucleus; ribosomal small subunit export from nucleus. The record is from RefSeq and is a predicted model, not a curated record. Gene Ontology annotation, cellular component: nuclear pore.
GAACGACACUCGAGCUCGAUUUGGCCUGCAGCACCCAUCCGACCAUCCAAAAGCCUGCAGAGAGCUCCCGAUACACGACAGAUUCGAUUGAGAGGGACGCGAUGCCCAAGGUCAAGAGCUAUACGGCCCCGUGGCUCUCGCAUGGACCCGGCCACAGCUUGUUCGCGCCCUCAAGCGAUGCCUCCAACAAGGCGUUGAGCGCCCCGUCGCCCUACGGGUCUAAGAAGAAGAAGAUCCAAGGUCCGAGGCGGACGAUUGCGAGGCGAGGAACCGAGGUCUUUGUCGCUGUAGGCAAAGAAUUGCGAUGGGGCGAUUUGGCAUACCUGAAGGAGAAAUGGUCGACAAAGCAUGCGCACCGUCGCAUGGGCAGCCGUGUCAAGCGGGAGGACUCGACACAAUCAUUUGACGACGAUGCUAUCCCCUCGACGGAAGAGGCGGCUACGGCUCAGGGUUUCAGGACUAUCAAGACAUCUGUCGCAGACGACAUCCGGCAGCUCGUCAUCUCCCCAAACUCCGAUUACCUCGCUAUUCUUACGGCGCAUACCGUUCACAUUUGCGUGGUUCCCGAUUCCGCCCAUCUCACGGCCGAGGACACUGGACCUUUGCGACCCAAAAUCUGGACACUGGGACCUACAACUCACGUCACCUCGCGAUCCCCAGUGGCAUCAGCUGUAUGGCACCCACUCGGCGUCAAGGGAUCUUGCCUUGUCACCGUAACGACCGAUGCUAUUGUGCGCGUCUGGGAGUUGUCACUGACCGAUAGGUGGUCAUUUGACUCUCCCACCCUGUCGAUCGACUUGAAGAAGCUUGUGGAUGGUACGACGCUGGACCAGGACUUCAGCGCCUCUACGGCUGCUACGAAUGCCAGCUUCUCGCAGUACUCGCUGGAGAUGCAGGUGGCCUCUGCUUGCUUUGCUGGCCGCGGCUCGGGAGGAUGGAGCCCCAUGACUCUCUGGGUUGCCAUGAGAGAAGGCGACGUCUACGCAUUGAGCCCUUUGCUGCCCCAGAAAUGGGCACCGCCUCCUACUCUUAUCCCAUCGCUUUCGGUUUCCAUCGUUUCCAAGGUGGCUGCCCUGGAGGAUGACCCUGCUGUAUCCGAAAUGGACAAGCUUCUCGCCCAGCAGCAGCUCGAGUGGAUGGGUGAUUUGGAUUCUCAGGAGCCCCAAAUCCUCGACACAGCGCCCGGCGAAGAGACCGUGGAGGUCUACACACGCCCUUCCCGGCCGGGAGUUAUCCCAAGAUUGCAAGGCCCGUUCGAAUUCGAUGCCGAUCCCGAAAGCGAGGAUGUCGGUGACGGUCUUCUCACGGAUUUGCUCGUAAUCGGAAAGAAGGUGGACACUGACGACCUGAUGAUGGGCGAGGACGAAGACUUGGACUUUGACGAAGGUGACCAGGAGGGUCUUUCUCUCUCAGUCAUCUGCCUCCUGUCUACCACCGGUCAAGUCCGCGUGUACUUGGACUUGGAGGGCGUCGAAGCACAAUGGUUGCCCCCGCGAAACAAAUCCAAGCUUGGACGCCUCUUGUCCGCCGCCGACCCACCUUCACUAUUGACGUUCCAGUGCAUCGACACCAUGGCCACAACUGAAAUGAACGACGACGCAUGGCCGACGUUUUCAUCGGAUGUCAUGUCACGCUACUCUCUUUUUGUCACCUCGCACGCUGGCGUCACCUUCCUUUCUCUAUCUCCCUGGGUUUUCCGCCUCGAGGGUGAGCUCUCGGGCGAGUCGGAGGCGGGCUCUGACUUCCGUCUCGGUCUUCUUGUCAACGGGCAAAACUCUAUUCGCGAGAGACUCUACAACCAAUCUUCAAGCGAUGUCAACGUGCCGCUCGCCGCAUGUGCCGCCAUCCGCGAUCCGGAUUUGGGAUACUUCCUUCUCUCGGCCACCCCGUACGAGCCAAUUGCCUUGACAUUCGAGACGCCUGAGGACGACUUCUCGCCUGUCCGCCACGAAACGCCCUACGAAGAGAAGCCUACGACCAUGGAACCAUUGGACUUUUAUGAGCCCCGUCCAGCUUUCCAGCCCUCGCACGCAUUCGAGCAGCAAUCCGACCUUCCUGAGCUGAUUAACAGACUCCGUAGCUCACGCCACAAGACCAUUCUAAAUCAAGAGAUCAGAUUGUCUCCGGUCACGCUGCAGAUCUUGACUGACGCCCAUCGUGUCCUUGGUGAAGAUACCUACCGGCUCGGCACAGCUGUGGCGGAGAUUUUCCGCCGCUGCGCUACUCUUCAAGAUGAGCUCAGGGAUCAAAUUAAGAAGGCGAACGAGGUCAAGGAGAAGAUCGACAAGAUUGCGGGCAACGACAAGGCGGGAGACGGUGAAAGUGACGACGUCCGAUUCGAGAGACGUAUCGCCGAGGCACAAGAUCGGCAGAAACGACUCAACGAGAGACUAGAGGGCAUCCGCAAGUAUGUUGGCAAGGCAGCAACAAGGGAGCUCAGUGCCAAGGAGAGGGCAUUCGUGGCAGAAGUCAAGAACAUGGAGGCGAGCGUUCUAGGAUCACCCUCGGACGACAGCCCGGGAGUGAAGCAGCAGAAGCAACUCAGGAAACGUGUGGAGGACGUGCAACGACUGAAGGACGAAUUGGUGGCAGAAGUGGAACGGAUACAGAAGCAGAGUGAGGACGGCAAGGGCGGGAGAGAUUCAUCGUCUUCGGUAUCGGAGCUCAAGAUCCCGACAGAGAUCCGCAAGGCCAAGCUGCAGCAAGUCAUGUCCCUCCUCUCACGGGAGACGGCUCUGGUUGAGGCUGUGACAUCGCGCCUGGAGCGUCUCCAGACGCAGUAAGAUGGAGUCGACGUAGACAGGGUGGGAUGACAGGACACUGAGCGGCAGUUACUUCAAGCCUCGUCCUGCUUGGUGCCUAAGAGCGACACAAGGGCGUUCAUCGCAAUGUUCAUUGAACCUUGGGAGCACGAUGGAUGCAUGUUGGCGAAUGGUCGGAUGCGCCAAUCGGUUCGAGAGCAGGUGCGGGGCGUAAGGCGAUACAAGAACAAUGGAGGACCACGGACAUGUUUCGAGAAUUGGGAGCGCACAACCAUAGCAUGAUUUGAGGUUGGAUCAAAGAGGCGUUACCAUCUGACUCGGGCAAAGAUUGUCUUCGAGGCCGUCUAGUGCCCGUUAACAGUAUCUUGGUACCGCCGUUGGGCAAGGAAGAUGCCGGGGUUCUGGAUGUUAUCACAUAGCCUUGAACAUGGAUGUCGUC